CCCGCCCCCUGGGCGCCCAGUCCUGCUCCUGCCGCCCGCCCGCCGGCUGCGCGCUGCACCGGACCCUGGCGUCUCGCUCCCCACGGCCGGGACCCCGAGUCGCGGACCCGCGAUGGCCAAGCGCAGCUCGCUGUCCAUCCGCAUCGUGGAAGGGAAGAACCUGCCCGCCAAGGACAUCAACGGCAGCAGUGACCCCUAUUGCAUCGUGAAGGUGGACAAUGAGCCCAUCAUCAGGACAGCCACCGUGUGGAAAACCCUGUGCCCCUUCUGGGGCGAGGAGUAUCAGGUGCACCUGCCGCCCACCUUCCAUGCGGUGGCCUUCUAUGUCAUGGACGAGGAUGCCCUCAGUCGGGAUGACGUUAUCGGGAAGGUCUGCCUCACCAAGGACGCCCUGGCUGCCCACCCGAAAGGUUUCAGUGGAUGGGCCCACCUGACGGAGGUCGACCCUGACGAGGAGGUGCAGGGCGAGAUCCACCUGCGGCUGGAGCUGGUGCCGGGGGCCCGCGCCGGCCGGCUGCGCUGCUCCGUGCUGGAGGCCAGGGACCUGGCCCCCAAGGACCGGAAUGGCGCGUCUGACCCCUUUGUCCGUGUGCGCUACAAUGGCCGGACACAGGAGACCUCGGUUGUGAAGAAAUCGUGCUACCCACGCUGGAACGAGACAUUCGAGUUCGAGCUGGAGGAGGGGGCGCCAGAGGCACUGUGCGUGGAGGCCUGGGACUGGGACCUGGUCAGCCGCAAUGACUUCCUGGGCAAGGUGGUGGUCAACGUCCAGAGCCUGCGGGCGGCCCAGCAGGAGGAGGGCUGGUUCCAGCUGCAGCCCGACCUGUCCAAGAGGCAGAGGGAAGCGGCCAACCUGGGCUCCUUACAGCUGGAGGUGCGGCUUCGAGACGAGACGGUGCUGCCCUCUAGCUGCUACCAGCCCCUGGUGCAGCUGCUGUGCCGAGAGGUGACGCUGGGCACCCAGGGCCCAGCACAGCUGAUCCCGCUCAUCGAGGAGAUGACCAGCACCGAGUGCCGCCAGGAAGUAGCCACCAACCUGCUCAAGCUCUUCCUGGGGCAGGGCCUCGCCAAAGGCUUUCUGGACCUGCUCUUCCAGCUGGAGCUGAGCCGCACCACUGAGGCCAACACCCUGUUCCGGAGCAACUCUCUGGCCACCAAGUCCAUGGAGUCUUUUCUGAAGGUGGCUGGGAUGCGGUAUCUGCACAGCAUCCUGGGCCCCAUCAUCGACAGGGUAUUUGAGGAGAAGAAGUACGUGGAGCUGGACCCCAGUAAAGUGGAGGUCAAGGAUGUAGGGUGCUCGGGGCUGCACCGCCCACAGACUGAGGCUGAGGUGCUACAGCAGAGCGCACAGACGCUGCGCGCCCACCUGGGGGCGCUGCUGAGCGCGCUCUGUCGCUCCGUCCAAGCCUGCCCCGCCGUGGUCCGUGCCACCUUCCGCCAGCUCUUCCUGCGUGUGCGGGAGCGAUUCCCCGGCGCCCAGCACGAGAACGUGCCAUUCAUCGCUGUCACCAGCUUCCUGUGCCUGCGCUUCGUCUCUCCCGCCAUCAUGGCACCCAAGCUCUUCCACCUGCGGGAGCGGCACGCAGACGCCCGCACCAGCCGCACGCUGCUGCUGCUGGCCAAGGCCAUCCAGAAUGUGGGCAACAUGGACACGCCGGCUUCCAGGGCCAAGGAGGCUUGGAUGGAGCCGCUGCAGCCCACUGUGCGCCAGGGCGUGGCCCAGCUGAAGGACUUCAUCACCAAGCUGGUGGACAUCCAGGAGAAGGAAGAACUGGACCUGCAGAGGGCGCUAAGUCUGCAGAUGCCGCCAGUGAAGGAGGGGCCGCUCUUCAUCCACAGGACCAAGGGCAAGGGCCCCCUCAUGUCCUCCUCCUUCAAGAAGCUCCACUUCUCGCUCACCACGGAGGCCCUCAGCUUUGCCAAGACACCCGGCUCCAAGAAAAGUGCCCUGAUCAAGCUGGCCAACCUCCGGGCGGCAGAAAAGGUGGAGGAGAAGAGCUUUGGCAGCUCACACGUCAUGCAGGUCAUCUACACGGACGACACAGGCAGGCCUCAGACCGCCUACCUGCAAUGCAAGUGUGUGAACGAGCUGAACCAGUGGCUGUCGGCCCUGCGGAAGGUGAGCAUCAACAACACGGGCCUGCUGGGCUCCUAUCACCCUGGCGUCUUCCGCGGGGACAAGUGGAGCUGCUGCCACCAGAAGGACAGGACAGGUCUGGGCUGUGAUAAGACCCGGUCACGGGUGACCCUGCAGGAAUGGAAUGACCCUCUGGACCAUGACCUGGAGGCCCAACUCAUCUACCGGCACCUGCUGGGCAUGGAGGCGGCACUGCGAAUAAGGCCUGACCGGCCCCUCCUUGCAUCUAUGCUGUGGCUCUCCCUGUCCGAGCUUCGCACAUCUUCCAUCCUAGGGAGGACAUAGGAGCCUCCUACUUGGCCAUUCUGCCUUUGCUCCUGCCUGGCUAGGAUCUCUUCUCCACAUGGCCCCCAGAGUGAUCUUCUCAAACAUAAAACAGGUCACACCACUCCCCCGCUUCACACCCCCACUGGCUUUCUACAUCCUUACAAUCCAGGGUUUGUCCUGGCUGCAGUGCCCAAGUGCCCUGGCUGAUCUGCUUCUAAGCCUCAUCCACCAUCAGGCCCUCUGGGCUAAGCUUGCUGACGCUGUCCUUGCCAUCUUGCUGGCUCUGGGCCUCUCCACCACAGGACCUUUGCACAUGCUGUGUCUUUGCCUGAAGGCUCUUCCCCAGCUAAUUCACAUGGCUUAUUCCCUCACCUGAUUGGGGCCUCUGCUCAAAUGCCACCUGUCAGAGAUGCCUUCCCUGACCACCGUUAUUCUACUAGAACAUAAUGGAACUCAUCAGCACGUUCCUGUCCUGAUGUUUACUCAUGUCCUGCCCGUCGCAGUUACACUGAGCUUGUUGAGGGCAGCCUGUGGUAUUCAUCGCUCUAGUGCCAGUACUGAGAACAGAGCCUUUUGCGUUUCAGCCCCACCAUACAUGUGAAUAAGAACACGAGGGGAGGAGCGAGGGAAUGACGGCUGAGCUGGUCUGUGAGGCUUGGAGGGUCUCGUAGGGAGUGAAGCAGGGAAGGGCAUUCUGGGCAGUGGGGGCAGCGUGGGCCAAGGCCAAGGCGAUGCCCUGAGAGGAGCAGGAGAGCAGGUGCCUGAGGAGGAGGAAGCCUGUUAGAACUUGGCAGAGGGAAACAUCUCUCCCAAAAUAGACCGGGGAGCCGCCAUGAGGGCCGGGCCAGAGAAUUCCUAAGUAAGGAACUUCUAAGUAUGGGGUCCAUGCGGCCGCUCGCCCCCCCCCCCCCCCCUCCGCGUAGGCACACAGAGGAACACACUUGACGGGACUGGGGACAACCGGUUAGGACCGAUGCUUACAUGUCACGGUCUCCGUGUCAGUUAACUCGUUCCAUGGCCAGUGAAUACUGGAGGGAUUUCAGGCGCCAACUGGCUCUUUUCCCACGGGCCCUCCCAAUCAGGAGCGACGUGGUGGAACUAGGUUUCCAAAGUGCCUUCUGCGGAGGCGCAGGGGGGAGGGUGGGGACCAGAGGAGGAGGCUGGAAGAGGGGAGGCAGGAGGUGACCAGGGGCCAAGACCUGGGCCCAGGUUCCUUCCCUUAGAUUGAAAGAGCCGGCCCCUAUGGCUUAGGAGGCCCGCCCUGGGUCACCCAG
Pipistrellus kuhlii (Kuhl's pipistrelle) is the source of this 3678-nucleotide messenger RNA. RefSeq names its product RAS p21 protein activator 4B (gene RASA4B). Gene Ontology annotation, biological process: negative regulation of Ras protein signal transduction; intracellular signal transduction; regulation of GTPase activity. Gene Ontology annotation, molecular function: GTPase activator activity; phospholipid binding. NCBI's taxonomy places the organism in Eukaryota, Metazoa, Chordata, Mammalia, Chiroptera, Vespertilionidae. Bases 113 to 2422 code for a protein of 769 amino acids. The transcript has 20 exons. The record is from RefSeq and is a predicted model, not a curated record.